UUUGAAGUGCUUACUGUAUGCAGAAUGUUGUAUGACACACUGAGAGAGAGUUAGCCAGUGAGAAUUAAGCAUGGACCCAGUCCCUCAAAAGGCUCACAAAUCUGCGUCUUUCAAUAGCAUGAAGUGCCUAAUGUAGAAAUAAUAGCCGGAGUCCAGGAUUUAGAUCAGAACAAACAGGCCAGUCGAUACACGUGACACCAAAACACAGAGUUAGUCAUAAUUCAGCAAAAAUAAAGUAUAUAGAGGAGACUCCUUAAAUACACUUCGAUGGUAAUGUUUUUUUUAUGCUCAGUUGAAAACAGGUGGUAUCGGAUCCGAAGGUCCAUCACUGAUUCCUACGAGGACUUUAUGUUUCAUUUGCAGUAUUAUGGCCACUUCAGAGAGCACAGUGAUCGUUUGCCAGACUACUAAGCACCAAUGUGUUUGGAAAAGUUGCCCUCAAAUCCUUUCGGAAAGGGACAGUUACCCCAAGAGAAGUGAUUUGGUCCAGCAAGAGGAGGAGAAGAAGAAGCUAGUAUGUACCUUUAUGCUGGACGCAAAACUUUUGAAGAGCAAUCAGCUACUUUAUGACAGCACGGGCCAGGGGACCCCUCAGCUGAGGGAACCCCGAGAGCUCUUUGCCUUUCCUGCUCUGAAUGAAUCGCUGCGGGCCCCACGGUGGCCAAUAGAAUGCGAAGUCAUCAAGGAAAGAAUCCAUCACAUUGAGUGGAUUCCACCUCUACCUGAGUAUUUCUAUCAACCGACAGGACAGGAGAAGGUGCCACAGAUUGUAGGAGAGGAGAAAGGAACUGUUGUAUAUCAUAUAGAUUCAGCAGCAGCAGCAGCCAAUGGUGCCCAUUUCACCAGCUCCAGAGUGGGAGGCAGACGAGGAAUCGUCAGGCCAUCGGCCGUUGAUUUGAAAGGGCCCGAGGACAAUACUUUGCUGUUCGAAUCAAGGUUCGAGAGCGGGAAUCUUCAAAAAGCUGUCAGAGUAGACACCUUCGAGUACGAACUCACCCUCCAACCGGACCUGUACACGGGCAAGCACACCCAGUGGUUUUACUUCCGGGUCCAAAACACCCGAAGAGCGGUCACCUAUCGCUUCACCAUCGUCAACCUAACGAAAGCCAAGAGCCUUUACGCCACGGGGAUGAAGCCCCUCAUGUACUCUCAACUGGAUGCCCAGACCGGCCACGUUGGCUGGAGGAGAGAAGGGGGAGACAUCAGAUACUACAAGAGCAGCCAAGGUGUGGGCCAGCGGCCUCUGUACUGCCUCACCUGGACCGUCCAGUUUCCCUACGACUACGACACCUGUUUCUUCGCUCACUUUUAUCCCUACACCUACAGCGACCUGCAGCGCUACCUCCUGAGAGUGGCCAACGACCCCGCCCGGGCUCCAUACUGCAAGCUCCGGAGCCUGUGUCGGAGCCUGGCCGGCAACACCGUGUACCUCCUCACCGUCACCAGCCCGUCCAGAAGCCCCAGAGAGGCGGCCGCCAAGAAAGCUGUGGUCAUAAGUGCCCGGGUCCACCCCGGGGAGCCCAACGGCUCCUGGGUGAUGAAGGGGCUCCUCGAUUUUAUCCUUAGCGAUGCUCCGGAUGCGCGACUUCUCCGAGACGCGUUCCUCUUCAAAGUGGUGCCCAUGUUAAAUCCGGACGGGGUCGUGGUGGGGAAUUCCCGCUGUUCCCUGACGGGCAGGGAUAUGAAUAGACAUUACGGGACCAUCCUGAAGGACUCCUUCCCUUGCAUUUGGCACACCAGGAACAUGAUUAAGAGAAUCCUUGAAGAGCGAGAGAUUCUGCUGUACUGCGACUUUCACGGGCACAGUCGGAAGAACAACGUCUUCAUGUACGGUUGUAACAAUAAAUAUGACCAUAAACGCCAACUUCAUGAGCGAGUCUUUCCUUUAAUGUUGAGCAAAAAUGCCCCAGAUAAGUUUUCCUUCCAGAGUUGUAGGUUUAAGGUCCAGAAAUGCAAAGAAGGUACUGGUCGGGUUGUGAUGUGGAGAAUGGGAAUCCAAAAUAGCUACACUUUGGAGUCCACAUUUGGAGGAUCAACGCUUGGUCAUAAGAGAGAGAUUCAUUUUACCACAGAGGACCUGAAAGCCCUCGGUUAUCAUGUCUGUGAUACUUUACUAGAUUUCUGCGAUCCUGACCGCUCCAAGUUCAGGCAGUGUUUAUCAGAGCUUCAAGAGAUACUUCAGCAAGAAAUCUGUAAAAAACGUGAGCACCUUGGACGAGAGAAGGAUUUGGAAAGCACUUGGAAUGACAUCUCUUGGUCUGACAUUGAAUCCAGCACCAGUGGCUCCGAUAGCUCCGAUUCCGAUGGCCUCCCUGUGCAUCUACUGAACCUCGUGGAAAAGAAAAAAAAGAAGAGGAAGAAGAAGAAGAAGACGCCUCUCCAAACUAGAAAACAAAGAAACGAACUGCGUCAGAAAAACAGUCUGAUCUGGGAAUCAAAGUUAUCGGAAGAGAGUCCAGAAAGGGGAGCAUGUGCCGACACACAGAAAAAACCUCACAGACUAUUCAGGAGUUCAGAGAAAAGCAAUUCCUCAGCAGAGAAGAAGAGCGAGCUACAGUCAGCCAGAGGAGAGAGAGGGAGAGGAAGCCCAAGCCCCAAGACUCUACAGAAACUCACCACCAUGACUGUGGUAGGGAGGAACAAUGAAAUACAGCGCAAGAACCCAGGAGGUCUAGCUGUCUCAUACUUGCCGAAGAAAGAAUCAAGCAAAGGGCUAGGUGCAUCUCUAGUGGAGUUUGCCUGGGCAGAGAGUCUGAUACAUUCCCACCCCUCUCUUCCUCAAGUAAAGAAGCUCCAGCCCUUAUUGAUCCCCAGGGUGCCUCCAGCUCAAUCAGCAAUCUCCAAAAGAUUCACUUCUACUGUUAAACAGGGUCAAAGUGUGCUCCGUGGACAACUGAGCCAAGAGGGUUGUGAGAAACAUGCCACCUUGCACAGUGUACUUAAGAGAGGCGGGAGAACAUCAGCACAAACUUCAUCACUCCUACGGCACAGGUACUGUGAGCUGUGGGAACGUCAAACGAGGCCACCGUUAUGGUAUUAAUCAUUCCCCUUGGAGAGCCUGGUAAAACUAGGAGCUGGUGUUGGAAUCCAAAAGCAACUUUUGUGAUCUUGCAGUUGAGUAGCGCUUUAUCUUUAAGACUUCAGAUUCUUGUGGAAGCAAAAGAGAAACACUUCAAAUCGUCUCAAAACCAGCAGCCCAACUAAAUAAGAAUAAUGUGCUCUAUCUGGGCACAUAGAGAAGAAACUAAAUGCUGAUCUUGGUAUGCAAAAGAAUGUCAAAUUUUUCAAGAGAUUCCAUAAUCGAAAGGACACGAGCUGGGCGAAAAGAGAUCAGUGCCUCCUAACAGAGGCAAGCUGCUGGGAUUCCUGGCAAGAAAACCAGCGUCCAAGAGCCUCUGCAAAGGCAGGAAAUGCUCCUGUUUCCCAAGACAGUGACUUUGCUCACACACACACACAAAAAUGGUGAUUGCCUGUGUGGCAGGAGUGAUUUCGGGAAGCAGAUUUCAUCUGAUGCUUUAACAAUUGAAAUGAAAAGUUUAGACAGUAUGUCACAGGAGCAAGAAAGUGAGUUUGAACUGACAGAAAAAAAGUAGGAUUCCAGUUUUACCUCACAAAUUCAAGAUGAGUUAAAACGAACAGGAGGAGGUUCUUGCAACAACGCCACUCCAUUCCAUCUCGACAUCAUAUAGUCCUCAAUUUUUCGCCAGAAUUAAAAACCAGAGUAUUUGGAAUAAAAUAGUUUUUCCCCCAAGGAGACUUUGUAAAAGUUUAGCAGUUAUGCCAAAAAGGGGACUUUUAAAAAAGAAAGUCUGCUGAUCGUGAAAGGAAGUGAACCAGACGCAUAAGAAGCAGAAUCUUAGAUUAAUUUUUGAAAUUACUCCAUAUUCUUUUCAAAACUGCACUGCUACAUCAAAUUCUUCACCCUCAAUCAACAGUCAUUCAUUUUGAUGGUUCAUUAUUUUCUUUUGUGGUAUUUUUUGACCCAUGUCGUGUGGUCUUUGAAAGCUGAUGUGUCUCUUUAACAUUCUGAAUUUUUUCCUUGAAUGCAGUUGUUUCUGUUUCAGUAUGAA
Molecule: messenger RNA, 4070 nt
Organism: Ornithorhynchus anatinus (platypus)
Lineage: Eukaryota; Metazoa; Chordata; Mammalia; Monotremata; Ornithorhynchidae
Gene: AGBL2
Product: AGBL carboxypeptidase 2
Exons: 19
Coding region: 368-3040 (890 amino acids)
Biological process (GO): proteolysis
Molecular function (GO): metallocarboxypeptidase activity; zinc ion binding
Source: RefSeq, a predicted model, not a curated record